Molecule: messenger RNA, 2684 nt
Organism: Pseudoliparis swirei
Lineage: Eukaryota; Metazoa; Chordata; Actinopteri; Perciformes; Liparidae
Gene: ddx28
Product: DEAD (Asp-Glu-Ala-Asp) box polypeptide 28
Exons: 1
Coding region: 164-1876 (570 amino acids)
Biological process (GO): mitochondrial large ribosomal subunit assembly
Cellular component (GO): mitochondrion
Molecular function (GO): nucleic acid binding; ATP binding
Source: RefSeq, a predicted model, not a curated record
CUGAACAGGAAUGCUACGUGUUGUUUUUGAAUAUGUGAAGCUACUUGUAAUCUUCUCAGUUCACUGAACUGGUGUCGUCUUCAUCCUUUAGUCGUUUAUUGUCUUUUAUAUUCUCGUCAGCGGACCUUUUUUGGGCAGCUCGCGAGCGGAGUUAAACGACACAAUGCACUCCGUGAAGGUCGGCUAUGUGGCUUCGGCUGUGUCGCGAGCUCUCUGCUCGAGCGGAAUAAACCACCGUGAGUUUGUCAAAGUGUCGGCUUGCUGUCGUGUCCGUUGCUCCGUUAGUCAGAUUCGUUAUUGUCGAACAGCAGCCGCGCCGAAGGAGGAGACGGUUAUCCGUGUCCCGCGCUCCAUGCAGCGGCGCGUCGACAACGUGAAACAGACUCGAGGCCAACAUAAAAUCAACACCAUCAAAGCUGGAAAACUCCUGAUCCAGAGCAAGCACCCGGAUCUGAACCAAUCCGCGGCGUACACUCAUGGGAAGUUCGAGGAGCUGACUCUUUGCACGCAGGGCUGGAAGCACAACAAAUCAUUCGGUGACUAUUUCAGCAUCAACAACGUGAAGACUGUUGCGCCUUUUGUUGCCGAGCACGCCGACGAGGGCGUUGAACAGAAAGCGCCCGUGACUUUUCACAACCUGCGCAUCUGCAAGCCGCUGGUGGAAGCUUUGGACCACAUCAACAUCACCCGUCCCACCACCGUACAGCUGCAGACCAUCCCGAAGGUCAUGAAAGGUCACAACGUCCUCUGCGCCGCGGAGACGGGCAGCGGCAAGACGCUGAGUUACCUCCUGCCUCUCGUCCACCGGCUGCACGGCGAUAAGGAGUCGGACGUGUACGCCGGGAGCGCGCAAAAGAUCCGCGCCGUCGUCCUGGUGCCUUCCCGAGAGCUCGCCGAGCAAGUGGCGGCCGUGUCCCGGGCGCUGUGCGCCCCGCUGGGCUUAAAGACGAGCAGUGUGGGUGGGGGGCGCGGCGUGGGACACAUCAAAAUGGUCUUCAAGAGGGAUCAUCCGGAUGUCUUGGUGGCCACGCCGGGCGCUUUGACCAAGGCCCUGCGGAGACGCUGCCUGGACUUGAGCGAGCUGAGCUUCUUCGUGGUCGACGAGGCGGACACCAUGUUCGACCCCAGCUUCUCCGACAUGCUGGAGGACAUCCUGCUCCACGCCAACAUCGCCAGGGACCCCAAGGAGACGAGAGGCCCCGGGCACAAGGCCCAGCUGCUGGUGGUGGGCGCCACCUUCCCGGGGGGCGUCGGCGAAGUGCUCAGCCAGGUGACGGACCUCGGCAGCCUGGUGGUGAUCAAGAGCAAGAUGCUGCACCACCUCAUGCCGCACGUCAAACAGUCGUUCCUGAAGGUGAGGGGAGCCGACAAGAUCCUGGAGCUCAACCAGGCCCUGAAGCUGCUCCAACAGAAGAAAGGCGGCGGCGCCACGUUGGUGUUCUGCAACAAGUCCACCACGGUCAACUGGCUGGGCUACUCGCUGGACGAGAUGGGCGUGCGGCACGCGCGUCUCCAAGGGGAGAUGCCGGCCGUCGUGCGCGCCGGCAUCUUCCGGUCGUUCCAGAAGGGCGGCCAGGCGGACGUGUUGGUGUGCACGGACAUCGCGUCGCGCGGCCUGGACACGUCCAGGGUGAGCUUGGUCGUCAACUACGACGCCCCGGAGUCGCACACGGACUACAUCCACAGGGCGGGCAGAGUGGGAAGGGCGGGCGGGGUGGAGGGCGGGGAGGUGCUCAGCUUCAUCACUCACCCGUGGGACGUGGAGCUCGUGCAGAAGAUCGAGACUGCGGCACGUCGGAGAACGAGUCUACCGGGGAUGGAAUCGGAGAUACAUGAGCCGAAACCCAAAGAAGUCGAGUUGGAGGAAGAGGAGUAGACGGUCAAAGCGUUGGUGACGUGUGUGUGUGUGCAUUUAGUGUGUGUGUUGGGAUGACUCUGAAUGUACAGAAACUGUGAGCAAUAUUUGUUAACUGAAUUACAGUGGGCUGUUUUUCCUUCACGUUGACCUAAAAAUAUUUUUAAAAAAAUGUGCUUUCAAACAUUCUCAUUGAGGAUCAUUUGAAAGGGAGAUUAAAGUGAGAGUAAAUGUUUUUUGUUUUGCCCGAGACUGCUCGGUUCUUGUGUAAGCUAUUAAUUGUAAUACUUUAAAAAGCGCUACCGUAAAGCAUUGUUUACGACUCCCUAUGUGCGCUUUGUCGCAAUGUUUUUAUAGCCCAUCUUUCCUUGUGGAAAUGUUAGUGCAAAUGAAUCUCCUCGCAAGUUGCUUAUUUAGACUGAAUAUACUUGCAGUAUUCUUGUUGAAAAAAGCUUGGAUUUCAAAGUAAUAUCCAUUUACUCUUUUUCUCUUUCUAUUGAGCAACAUGAGAGUGAUCUUUGAACAAUCAACUCGCCAUUUUCUCGGUCAAAAAAACAUGAUUUUCUCCCAAAUACUGAAAAACUAAAUUGACCGGGUUGUGACUAUGAAGUAGUUCUCAGUGAAUAUGUGGAACAAUUAAUGUGAUUACUAGAAAUCUUGUUAUUUAAGGAGCCGUUUGCUUCUUCACCACGUCAAGCAUCGUACACAGAACGGUAUUGAAAUAUGUCACCAACAAAGCAUGUCAAAAUACAUCAUAUUUGGUCUGAUCUGUCUCCUAAAACUUUCAAGACUUGUAACAAAAAUGUCAAUAAAAAUAUUGAUAUUGUCA